This is a messenger RNA of Parascedosporium putredinis, 2433 nucleotides long. Lineage: Eukaryota; Fungi; Ascomycota; Sordariomycetes; Microascales; Microascaceae. The record is from the annotation of a GenBank genome assembly.
AUGACAGAAAUGCUCUGCAAUGGCGGAGGUGUUGUUGAUGGUGAUCGAGGCACCAUACUUCUCGUUGUAGGAACUGGAGGAUUUACCCACGCAGCUCCCAUCCUUGAGCUAGGCCGCAUCCUUGCCAGGCGAGGACUUCGCAUCGAGUUCGCCACGCACAAAGGACAGCAAGCGUGGGUGGAAGACCCAUCAUAUGAGUUCGUCUCUCGCGUCUAUACUAUGGGGAACCCAAUGGACCCGGAUUUCGAGGAGGCGCACUACCUACAAAUGCAAGAUUCGGACCCGAGAAGGGACUACCGGGAAUACUUUGCCCCAAAGUUCCGGGUAGAUGCCUUCUGGGCCUCGGACUAUCCAUUUUUAACGGAGAUUGUUGACGUUUGCAAGCCCGAUAUGAUUGUGGCGGACUUCUUCGUUGACGCUGUCCGGGACAUCCAAUACCAAACCGGCAUUCCCGUAGCCAUGCUAUGGCCUCAAAUGCCAUAUGGCAUGGCGAGCGUCUCCUACAUACCGGGAAUGGCAGGAUUCCAGAUUGACGCCCUUACCAGCGAGCACGCCUCAUUGUGGACUAGACUGCGGGCAGCGCUGCGACCUCUGAGAGCGCUGCCGGCCAUCCUUCCGUAUCUCAAGUUCGUCCGUACCAUGCGGCGCGGCGCCGGGGUUCAUUAUUCCCUCCCGGUAUUGAGCAAGCCAAACUACCUGGCCCUUGUGAACUCGUUUUGGGGCCUGGAAACACCAAAGGAACUACCGCCCCUGAUUGCUCCCGUGGGGCCCAUCCUCUCCGACACGUUUCCACCGAUGGAUGAGGCGCUGGCUGCAUUUUACGCGGGCCACAAACGCGUGGUUUAUGUCUCUUUCGGUACACACGUGCGAUUGCCUACCAGCAUCGUGGAGGUGUUUCUCCAGUGCCUAUCCAUGCUUAUGGAGGAAGAGCUCAUCGACGGUGUGGUCUGGGCGGCCAGCGAGGCGCAAUGCAAUUUAUUUCCACAGCGUGAAACUUUUGGGGCUGCAAAUCUUUCCACGAAGGAGAUGCUGCGCAAUGCCGACCCUCAUUGCGUCAACGAAGGCUGCUUCCACGGCCGGCCCAUGCUCAUUCUACCCUUCUUCUUUGACCAACCCUUGAAUGCCCUGCGGUUGCAAGAAGCUGGCGUAGGCCUGGCGCUGGACAAGGCGGACAUCUCUCUCGCUCAAACUUACCCCAAAGCCCGCAUUAUCUUGCAAGAUGCUCAAGGCACUUUUGCUCAGAACAGUAAACGCAUGCGGCACAUUGCACGCGUGGCAUCGCGGAGAAAGGAACUGGGUGCGGACCUAAUUGAAGAAAUGCUAUACGACCACCGAUUUAGCUUGCUCGCCCCACACGAGCCCGGCGCCGGUGGGGCCGGUCGAAGGGGCCGGCCGAUGCAUCUGCAAACGGCGGAUGCGAGGAUGACCAUCACGUGUAUCCGGGCACCUGGGCCGGCCCUCGCCCAUUGGUUGUUGAAAUAUGGCUUCACGGUCACCGUCGUCGAGCGAUCGCCCGGAAUCCGUUCUGGCGGCCAAGCGAUUGAUUUCAAGGGCGCGGUCCACGACACCGUAAUAAGCCGCAUGGGCAUCAAGGACACAACGGUCAUGGCCGCCACCUUCACCGGCGGGGAUGUGGAAAUUCGGCGAGGGGACCUCGGAAGGAUUUUAUACGACUUGAGCGCUUCAGAAUGCGAGUACAGAUUCGGCAAGUCCAUCACCGCCCUCGAGGAAUCGGAAGAUGGCGUGCAAGUGUCGUUUCGAAGCGGGGCGACGCAACGGUUCGACCUCGUCGUCGGCGCGGACGGGAUGCAUUCAAAUACGAGAAGGCUCAUCUUUGGCCCCGAAGCCAGCUAUGUCAAGAACACGGGCUGGUUCUAUGCCUUAGCGGACCUGGAAAACCCCGGCGGGCCAUGGAUGUACAACGAGCCGGGUCGAAUGGCGUCCAUCGGAGGGCCCAAGGCUCCCGCUUUCUUUGUUUUCCAGUGCGACGAGGAGGGUUUAAGCAGCGCAACCCCUGAAAAGCAGAGGGAAACCCUCGUCUCCAUCUACCGCGAUGGCGGGUUCAAAGUACCCGAGCUCCUGUCGGCUCUGCCCAACGCCGGCGAAUUUUACAUGGACUCCAUUAGUCGGGUUGACAUGAAGGACUUUACCAAGGGCCGGGUCGUCUUGCUGGGUGACUCGGCCUACGGAAACACCCUCGGCGGGUUCGGAACCGGACUCGCCGUCGUCGGAGCCUACGUCUUGGCGGGCGAGCUUGCGUUGGCCGGUGGUGAUCACGAGGCGGCUUUUGCAAACCCCCGAACCAACCGGGGCAUCCGGCUGCGGAAUCUCUUCUUCAAAUAUAGCUUCUUAUUUAGCGCACUAGAAAAGCUCACGGAUAGGUUUGCGACGGAUAUCGAGCUCAAGGACUACGAGAAAUUGAUCGGCAUAUAG